This is a messenger RNA of Bombina bombina (fire-bellied toad), 1563 nucleotides long. RefSeq names its product RRAD, Ras related glycolysis inhibitor and calcium channel regulator (gene RRAD). The coding region runs from base 141 to 1052 and encodes 303 amino acids. Gene Ontology annotation, molecular function: calcium channel regulator activity; GTP binding; GTPase activity. Lineage: Eukaryota; Metazoa; Chordata; Amphibia; Anura; Bombinatoridae. Gene Ontology annotation, cellular component: plasma membrane. The transcript has 5 exons. Gene Ontology annotation, biological process: negative regulation of high voltage-gated calcium channel activity. The record is from RefSeq and is a predicted model, not a curated record.
AGAGGCUUCCAGCAUGAGAAAGAAGCAGAACUCAUCUACUGCAGACUCAAAGCUUCUUGGUCAAGUGCACACAAGAGCUGUACUAAGGACUGUAUUACUUUUUAUCAAGGAUUCUAUAUCAGCAGAGCACAUCACACAAAAUGACUCUCAACCGCAGUGACCGUCUCAAGAGCCUGGAGAAGAGGCGAGGCAGCAUGCCUUUCUCUAUGCACCAACAGCUGCACAGAAGGAGUAUGCCAGUGGAUGACAAAGAGCUGAGAGGCAACGUGCCUUCAAAAGAUCACUCCAGCCUGGUCCGCUGUCCCUCAUACAACCCUUCUGAUAAGAAUCGUGAGAGCUGGGCUUCUGAUUCCUCCGACUCUGUUAUCUCCUCUGGUAGUGACUCUGAGGACCAUGUGUUUAAAGUGAUUUUGCUUGGAGAGCACGGAGUUGGAAAGUCCAGCCUUGCCAGGAUCUUUGGAGGAGUGGAAGAUUUACACGAUGUUGAAGAAGCAGGUAAUACAUACGACAGAUCAAUUACAGUUGAUGGUGAAGAAGCUUGUCUGUUGGUCUUUGAUAUAUGGGAACAGGAUGACAACCAUUGGCUUCAUAACCAGUGCAUGAAGAUGGGAGAUGCUUAUGUUAUUGUGUAUUCGGUGACUGACAAAGCAAGUUUUGAAAAAGCGUCUGAGCUCAGAAUCCAAUUACGAAGGGCCAGACAGACAGAAGAUAUCCCUAUAAUCUUGGUUGGAAACAAAAGUGAUCUUGUCAGAUCACGAGAAGUAUCAGUAGAAGAGGGCCGUGCCUGCGCAGUAGUGUUUGACUGCAAAUUCAUAGAGACCUCAGCCGCCCUACAUCACAAUGUGAAAGAUCUAUUUGAAGGAAUAGUGCGUCAGAUAAGACUGCGCAAAGACAGCAAAGAGGACAACGCCAGAAGAAUGGCCAGCAGCAAAAGACGAGAAAGCAUUGGAAAGAAAGCAAAGCGAUUCCUGGGGAAGAUUGUAGCCAAAAAUAACAAAAAAAUGGCAUUUAAGCAAAAAUCCAAAUCUUGCCAUGACUUAUCAGUACUUUGAAAAGCUGUGAAUGGGGUUAAGUGUUACCCAAAAGAACUGAACAAUUACUUGACUUUUCUGAAAUGGAGAUGUAUGCAGUGAUAGAUUAAUAUAAAUCUAUAGCUCUCCCGUUUUCAUUUCUAUUGUAUGCCUUAAUAAGCCAGACUGGGAGGUUGCAGUAAUAUAUUGCCUCAGCGAAGGACUGUGUGCUGGAGAUGGAUUGGUCAAUGGGUGCUUGCAGUGGACAUUUCUGGCCUAAUAUCUUCUGGAUACCACAUAACAAGGACAAAGAUAUUAUCUACUUUUUGUGCUAAAACUUGAAUUUUUGUACGCAGGCUCGUACAUGCAACUGUAUUUUUCUGUUUCUUACAGUACACUUAUCUGAAUUCACAAAGGUACGGAGACUUCUGUAUUCAAAUGUAGGCUACUCAAAUUUUUGAAAUGUACUUGCACUUAACUGUUAUCAAAUGGAUUUUAUUAUUUGUUUACAUGAAGAUUUUAUAAUAAACUAUUUACUAUUAUAAUUAUUUAA